Molecule: messenger RNA, 2282 nt
Organism: Frankliniella occidentalis (western flower thrips)
Lineage: Eukaryota; Metazoa; Arthropoda; Insecta; Thysanoptera; Thripidae
Product: juvenile hormone esterase-like
Exons: 3
Coding region: 68-898 (276 amino acids)
Source: RefSeq, a predicted model, not a curated record
UUCUCAAGAUAAACGUCACGCCGUGGUGUCUCUUCUCGAUCAGUGUCCGCAUCAACUGAACGCAGCUAUGUGGGACUCAAAGAAAGGUCGUGUCGCUGUUGGCUGUGGAGUCAUGGUCGCCGUUUCGGUUCUAGUUGGAUUGGUCAUUUACUACGCAUCCAAAAACCACAUAAUGGAGAUGGGGAUGGCUUCCAGAAAUUGCAAAGCCCAUUCUAUCGGCAAGCCUACCAACUAUGUUGUCCUGGAAGGGAUAGCAGCAUUGAUUGAGACUGAAAACAUAAAUAACUUUGACGUGAAAUUCGAAGCAUUCUGUAUUCUUCUUCUGUCUAAGAAAAAAGGCAACUUUGUCAUGAGCGCUGCAAGUCGAUUACGACUAGGAACUCGGUCAGAGGAAAUGCUGUUACCAGAGGUGGUGCUUCUGGAUAAAGAAUUUGAGAAGCACCGUUUUAAAUGCCACGAGAAGCUCGCCGACACGCCGUUUGCAACACGCUGCCUGAAGAAGCUUAAGAUUGUCAAAGAUGAAUUAAGUUGUGACUCAGAAGCUGCUUCGUCUGAAGAUAGCCAAGCAUUUUGCCCAAAGUUCUUGAAUAUCUUUAUCAAAAAGUAUGCUUCUUUAAUACCUCUGUGGACAGGGAUGAUGUCCAAGGAAAGGGGAGACCCGACCUCUUCUGUAAAUACAAAUGCAGAUGUCGAGAGCCACUUCAAAGACAAAAAGAAUACAGUUCAUAAAAUUUCUUUUAACAAGGUUGGUAGGUAUGUAAAAAUUGAACGAAUACAUGUAAAGAGGCAACUUCGGAAGGUAGAAAACAACCUCAUCACCAAUAGCAAAAUCCCACAAAAAGAAACAGCAAAAAGAGGAGCUCUUGAAGUCAAUGAAGAGACACACAGGUUCAGAUAAACCAGCGCUUGGUCAAAAAUCAGGUAACUCCCAAGCAAAAGCCAACAUACUGCAAGAUUUGUUUCCAUCUGGUAAAUGCCCCAAGAACACAGGGUUUUCUUUGUCAUCUGAAUCAGCCGAGGUUGAAAAAUGGGGUAGUCCAAGGAAAAAACUCUUACUUAGAGAAGGCAAAAAUAUUCCUUGCAAGCGCGUUAUGAGGGAGGAGACAGCUCAUAGUAAAGUACCUGAAAGCAAGGGCAAAAGGGACACCAUGGUGUUGAGUGAUGAAAAUGAAGAGAAUUGGCACAGUCCUCCAAAGUAUAAGAAAAAAAACAUCAGCAAUGCUAAUAGAAAAAGAUCUCUGUCACUUGCAAAAUCACAGGCUGAGAUUUGGUUACAAAUCGAAUCUGAAACCUGCCACACACCUUUUAAAAACUUCCAACACAGUCAUUACAAACGGUUUCUUCACCUCAGUCCACAAAAUACGUUUCCACUUCUGUGCAAGCUCAAUGUUGAAGAUCAGGUCCUGGUAGAGCAGAUUGUAGAUGGGAAUCCUGAUGAGGAUUCCUUACCUAUAAUGAUGAUAGUCCUCUUUAUUUCACUGCAUUCGCUAAGCUCUUGCAGACUUUAGCUUUGUCUUCUGAUGUUGUUGACGCUUGCUUUUCACCUCUCGAAGAAAAGUAUGGGAACCGAAACACAUACAUCGGCUACCACACCACUGGCAAACAUAUAUUUUUCGAAGAAUUGCGUGAAGAUAUGUCCGUCAAUAGAGAUUCCACCUUGAAAUACAAGCUAAUUAUCCUUCCUGUUCAUACACCACAACAUUGGUCUUUGGCUGUUGUAAACACUGCUGAAGGAAGUUUCAGCUAUAUCGACCCAUCUCUGGCAUCUCUCCCGACCAAGCAAAGAAAAUGCUUUGGUCUUUUAAGAAAUACAUAAAGUUUUACAACACCACAUUUCAGGAGAAUGUCGAACUUCGUCUUCGCGUAGUGGAUAUGGAAUUCCAGACUCAAGGUGAUUCUGUUAAUUGUGGAGUUUUCAUCAAGUACGCCGAAACAAUUCUUAGUUCUUCUCCAUUUCAAGAAUUUGACCCAACCAGUUAUCGCGUUGAAUUAGCUCGUUCUUCGCAGAGAAGGGGUCGGUUGUUGACAGCGGUUUUUCACCAAAUUACACUUUUUUGGGGUUUAUAAGCCAUUUAGGCCCCAAUGCUGCCGGUUAAAAUUCAUCCGACACCUGAAAUGGAUAGUACUCACCCAGACGAAUCCAGCGGUACCCUCAUUUCAAUUUUAACCGGCAAGAUUCGGUUGUUGGCAGCGAUUUUUAACCAAAUUACUCUUUUUGGGGUUUAUUAGCCAUUCAGGCCCCAAUGCUGCCGGUUAAAAUUCAUCCGACACCUGAAAUGGAU